AUGGCAUCGAGAUUCCGUAUCCGCAUCGUCCUCGACUGGGACGGCACCCUCACCACACGCGACACCCUCCACGUCGUCGCGGCCAUCGGCUACAGAACUAACAAGCACCGGGUCCCACCACCCCCGUCGUGGGACCAGAUCGUCCAGGCCUACAUGGCGGACUACACGUGCCAUCAGGACGCGUACCGUCCCUCCAGGCAGGACCGGCGCACGAUACCCCUCGAGAGUGCCUGGCUGGCUAGUCUGAGGGGGGUCGAGGUGCGGAGUGUCCGGAGGGUGGUGGACGCGGGGAUCUUUGCCGAUGUCACGGAAGGGGAUAUUUCGAUGGAGGCGGAGGGGGCGGUUCGGAAUGGCGAGGUACGGCUCAGGGAGGGGUGGUGGGACGUUCUUACUGCUGCAAGUCCAGGUGCAGGGGCAUGUCACAGUCACAGUCACAGUCAUGUUGAGUGUGACGCGAGUGUGCCUGUGCCGGCGGCGGCAGGUUCUCCACCCAUCGCCAUCAUCAGUGUCAAUUGGAGCGCCGCGUUUAUAAGAGCGUGUCUAACAGCCGCGGCUACCACAGCACCCACAGAGGCAGGAGACCUCAAGCACGAACACUCAUCACAGAUCCAAGCCACGGUAGUAAAGUCGCUCCCCAUCCUCGCCAAUAACCUCCUCCCCUGCUCACCCCGGGACAAUGACUACUCAACGACAGUGGCACCUGCUGGUGGUGCCGGAAUCCACACCAGCGCUGACAAACUCGCCGCACUGCAGCAUCUCCAACGCCUACACCGGACCAGAGACCGCGAAGACCAGGGGGAAAGCGAAAGCCAAGGCGACAUAGUCAUCUACGUCGGCGACUCGCCCACCGACUUCGACUGCCUCGUCUCCGCCGACGUGGGCGUCUGUGUCCGCGACGAGCCCUUGGGUAGUGGCCAGCGCGAACUGCAAGAGACGCUGGAGAGAGUUGGCGUCGAGGUGCGGAGGCUCGAUUUGGGCGAGUGGGUCAGGUACCGUCGCGAGUCGAGUCGACAAGAGAGAGGCGAGGCAGGAGGAGGAUGCGGCGGCGGCGAGGCUCGCGUGGGAGGAGACAAUAAGAAAGUGGUCGUUUGGUGGGUGGCAGAUCUGAGGGAGGUGGCGCGCUUCGUUGACGCGUAUGGCAGAUACGAUCGAGAUGUGACUUAG
This is a messenger RNA of Fonsecaea monophora, 1164 nucleotides long. RefSeq lists its product as hypothetical. The record is from RefSeq and is a predicted model, not a curated record. Bases 1 to 1164 code for a protein of 387 amino acids. NCBI's taxonomy places the organism in Eukaryota, Fungi, Ascomycota, Eurotiomycetes, Chaetothyriales, Herpotrichiellaceae. The transcript has a single exon.